This is a messenger RNA of Mesocestoides corti, 1041 nucleotides long. The record is from the annotation of a GenBank genome assembly. NCBI's taxonomy places the organism in Eukaryota, Metazoa, Platyhelminthes, Cestoda, Cyclophyllidea, Mesocestoididae.
UUCGUGGUUUGUGUCUUAACCCAUAUUUUAUGUGAUCUUAUAGUUCUGCAUGGUUACAAAGAGGCUAGUCGGCUAUAUGAUGUCCUAAUGAAUCGCCAACAAUACAAUAAAUUGCUUCGACCUGUUACCAACGCGAACAAUACACUAACAGUAUAUUUCGGGUUGGGACUUUUACAAUUAAUGGAUUUGGAUGAGGUAAACCAAAUACUAACAACUAACGUGUGGGUGGAGCUGGAGUGGACAGACUCAAAGCUGAUCUGGGAACCUGCAGAUUUUGGAGGAGUUACCACUCUCUUUAUACCUUCCGAUCAACUCUGGUUGCCUGAUUUGCUCCUAUAUAAUAAGGCAAUCGUUUUCUACAACGGCACUGUCAAAUGGACACCACCAGCAAUAUUCAAAAGUUCGUGCCCAAUAAACGUCCAAUACUUUCCUUAUGACAUGCAAGAGUGUUCAAUGAAAUUCGGUUCGUGGACAUACAAUGGACAUCAAGUGAGCUUAAAACACAUCACACAGAAACACAUUCCUGAGCAUGAGGGGAACUUUGAUCUUCUUCAAGUCUCAGCUAUUCGUCGGGCCGAAUACUACACCUGCUGCGAAGAUCCCUUCAUUGACGUGACUUUUAAAAUUGCCCUGAGAAGAAAAACCCUCUUUUACACAAUUAACCUCAUCAUACCAUGUGUAGGCAUAGCCUUUCUGACGAUUCUGGUUUUCUACUUGCCUUCCCAAAGUGGAGGAAAAAUCGCACUGUCGAUAAACGUCCUUCUUGGACUGACAGUGUUUCUCCUCCUUUUAACUGAAUCCAUUCCGCCCACCGGCCUGAUGAUUCCACUCAUUGGAAAAUACCUUCUCUUUACCAUGGGUCUCGUGUCAUUGUCAAUUUUGAAGACUAUCUUUGUGCUUGAUUUGCACAACAAAACACCAGAUAGGCCAGCGCCUAAAAUAGUCAAAGAGAAACUCGGUCCAGCUCUUCGGUUGAUUGGCCUAGGGACUCCGGAGUUACGCAGGAGUCAAACUUUGCCUAAGGUAAGUUUCAACGCUUAA